UGUGAAAAUUGUGUUUGUGUACCCAUCGUCAAUGAGACGACUGUCAAAAUUUUUAAAGUAUAAUAUUAAAUGUCUUCAAUAGUUCAUUAAAAAAAUUUCUGCUUUUAUUUUGAACUCUCAAUUUUUUUGUUUGUGAUAAAUUAUAAGUGAUUAUCUUAGUACUUAUUAUUAAUUGUUAUGAAAACUCACAUCAACAUUGAAUAUUGGACCUUUAAGUUUAUUUCGAUUGAAACCCGAUGAUUUUUUUGAAUUUAUUUAAAUCAAACAGAAUUUUAUUACAUACGUGUAACAAAUUCAAACUGUUACCUCCAAAAUUAAAAAAGAAUGAGCUAUCCAUGGACUUAGAUCUUAAUUAUCCUUCAAAAUGCUGUUGUCAGUUUUUCUGUCUUUAGUGUUUAAUUUUGGUGGGCUGCACUUUUCUCUACUUCCCACCAAAUGGAAACUAACCUCAACAUGAACCUGAGAGCUCUGAAGUACCUGUAUGCAUUUUUUCUCAUGUGUUUGUCUGUGGUUCUGUCCUCUGCAUUAGACCAUGGUCCCACUCCUCAUACAUUUAGCUGUGACCGAGAACGAAAAGUUCUCACUGGCAAAUAUGGCACCAUAUCAAGUGGUAACAAAGAGUACCCAAUGGAUUCCCAUUGUGAAUGGCUCAUUAGAGCUUCAGAUGAAAAAUCUUUCAUUACACUUACUUUUAAGAAAAUGGACACUGAAUGUUCUUAUGAUCAUGUUUUUAUUUAUAAUGGGGAUUCAUAUGCAAGCCCUCUCCUUGGAAGUUUCAGUGGCAAUACCACUCCACCAUCUGUUACCAGCACUCAAGGAGCUAUGUUGAUCCUUCUGUACAGUGACACCAAUUAUGUAAGAAGUGGAUUUGAAGCUACUUACAGUGUCACUGAUUGCCCUUUGAAUUGUAGUUACAGAGGAUUGUGCCAAAACCACCAAUGUAUUUGUGAUACUCUAUGGUCAGGGGAUGCCUGUGAAAUAAGCUUGUGUCCUUCUGACUGUGGUAUAGAUGAAAAUAAAGGCAAAUGCAACUUAAACAGCUCUGAGCCUGCUCGAUGUGAAUGCCGUUCUGGCUACUCGGGCAUGGACUGUAGUCUUCCAGACUCUAACAAAAAUGGAGGCAAUUCUUGGUAUUUGAUAUCUACUAGUGGCAUCAGUGCUAGAGCUAGUCAUACAGGGACAUAUGUGCAACACACAGAUAGUUUUUAUGUUUUUGGUGGAUAUACAUUUAAAAAGGUGUUAGGUGACACCCUAGUCUUUUCUUUUAAAGAGAAUCAUUGGACAAGUAUAAUAACCAAAUUAUCACCCAGUCCACGCCAUGGUCAUGCAGCGAUUUGUUAUCAUGAUAAUAUCAUUCUUUUCGGUGGAGAAUUGGAAAAUGGUACUCUUUCAAAUGAAUUGUGGUUCUUCAAUGUAUCCAGUCUGCAGUGGAAUCUUAUGGUACCCAAGAAUCAUUUCAUGCCACCACCACUUACCAAACAUUCAGUCACUCUGGUUGAUUUUUAUUGGCUUUACAUUAUUGGAGGCAGUCUUUCAGAUGGUACAUUUUCAUCCAAGAUGUAUCGAAUCAACAUACGGGAUAUGAACGGCUGGGAAGUGGUAGAUUCGUAUGGUGGAAAGGAAAGCACUUUGCGAUUAGUGGGUCACAGUGCUGUCUACCAUCAACAGACAAAAACAAUUUUUGUUUUUGGUGGCAUCACUGCUGAAUAUUCUCAUGUCAGCAAACUAACUAAUCAUCUUUAUGCAUUUCAUGUGGAAAAGAAAUAUUGGAUCAAAAUUAAAUAUGAAAGAAAUCGUUUUACACCAUUAGAAAGAGCUUUCCACACUGCAGCCAUUGUAGGUGAUUAUAUGAUAAUUUAUGGUGGGUAUACCCAUAAGCAUGUGGAAGAGGAGAUUUGUUAUGACAAUGAAACACACCUCUAUCAUUUGAGGUGUCACAAAUGGAUUGACAUUUCCAAUUUAAGGAAAGAUUUUGUUGGUUCCAACAAUCCUAUUAGUCAUGGUGUUUUCUCUCAUGCUAUGGGUGUGCGGAGAGGACAUACUCUUGUGAUAUUUGGAGGAUAUAGUGGCUUGAUGCGGUCUCAAUUGCUUGCUUAUGUCCUUCCAUCUGCUGUUCUCAGUGAUCAACUCUUGCUUAGUACCUGCUCGAGGCACAGUUCUCAGGAAAGCUGCUUAUCUAACCUGGCAUGUGGAUGGUGUUCAGAUAGUAAUACUUGUGUUGAAAGAAAAAGCAACAAGCAGGCAUGUAAAAAGUUUUCAAGCGACACUUGUCCAGGCUUAUGUUCUGCUCUGAGUGAUUGCUUCUCAUGCCUAAUUUGGGGUCAGUCAUUUGUCGAGAACCUCAUUAGUGAUAGACAGGAUCCAUUUCCUCCAUUCUCUUGCACAUGGUGUAUUCAGGAUGAAAAAUGUCACUCUCUUGAUGAUCCCUCUUCCAAUUGUUCUUCCAGUGUUAAUGUAACCUCUAAGAAUGGCAUAGGAUGGUGGGGACCUGGCGGAAUGGAUGCCCAGAUGCUUGAAGACUGCUAUCUGAAGGAUUCACCGCCUGGCCUUAUUUCUGUCAAAUACCGUCACCCUGUCAACCUUUCACAACCAGAUGAUGUGACGUAUCUUCGUCAAGCUUCUGAAGACAUUCUCUUCCGUUCUGAAAUUCAAAGGUAUGAUGCUAACGGACUGGAAGAAAACAUUGUGAAAUUUCUGGGCUUCCUUCAUCCUCUUGAUGCCAAACCACUCUCUAAACGGAUACCUCAACUCCGACUCUCCAUUUGCUCUGCUGGUUCCAAUGCAGUUUUGAGACUGAGCAAUGAUUCAACUGCAAACCAUCUGGAGGUAGCUGCCAGUCACAGUCCCAGGCCUUCCUAUUAUUGCUCAGAAGUGCAUCGGGCUAGAGGAGUUCCUCUUUUUCCAGACACAUCUGAAGGCCACAAAUACAUGUUUGACUUCACUGUCAAAAUACCUACUUAUCUGAAUGAGACUUCCAUUGCACAGCUGAAAUGGACUGCCUUCUCUGUCGAAUUUGAAGUUAUUGAUGAUAAGCAUUUGGAAUUAUAUAAAAAUGGUUCAUGUUCCAUUCACAACAAUUGCCUAUCAUGCCUCACAGAUGCUCUUUGUGGUUGGUGCGAGAGUAACAAUAACUGUUACCUCAAAGUAGGAGUUCCUGUUUAUUGCCAAAAAAAUGGGAAGAGCAGUUUUCUUGUUACUCAUCCUGAUAACUGCACAGUGUGUUCUGAUCAUAUUUAUUGCGAACAAUGUUCUCAGGUAUCUACCUGUGAAUGGCUUGUUGAGCCAGCCAUCUGUGUACGCCGAGGCCGUUUCCGAUCAGCUGUUCAAGAUCCACAAUUAUGUCCUAUUCCUUGCCCACAACGUUUAACUUGUCUUUCCUGUUUGGGAGAUCCUGGAAUGUGUGCCUGGUGUGAAGAGACCCAGACUUGCUUCCUUUUUUCUACUUACACUUCUUCUUAUGCAUUUGGAAGAUGUAGAGAUUGGGUGGAUGAAAAUCGCUCAGGAAUUGGCACGGAAUUGUGUCGUAAUUGUUCGCGUCACGCCCAAUGUUCCUCUUGCAUCCGAGACCUUGCUUGUGGUUGGUGCAGCUCUUCAAAUCAUCCUGCUAGUGGUGUUUGUACUGAUGGGGAUUUCUCAGGGCCAUUUUCUGGAUCUUGCAAGGAUCAUUUAGAUAUGACUUUAGAAACAAAUGAUACCAACUGGUCGUACAGCAUUUGUCCUGAUUUAGAAGAAUGCCUUUGGAACAUGCAUGAUUGUCAUGAAAAUGCCACUUGUCACAACACUCCCAAUUCUUAUACAUGUGAAUGUAAUAUUGGUUUUGAAGGUGAUGGGAAAAAUUGUGUCAGAGCAUGUGCCAAGAAAUGUGUAAAUGGGUUCUGUUCUAAUGAGCCUGACUACCAAUGCAUCUGUGACCUCGGCUGGACUGGGGAUGACUGCAGCAUCAACUGUGGCUGCAACAAUCAUAGCACUUGCCUCAAAAGUGUUGGAACUUGUGAUUUGUGCCAGGACUGGACUGAAGGAGAAUUUUGCGAGCACUGCCUGCCUGGAAGCUAUGGGAAUGCAACUACACCAGAUGGGUGUAGGAAGUGUGAAUGCAAUGGCCAUGGAGAUUCUGAACGUAAUAUUUGCAAUUCUACGACAGGGGAAUGCUUUUGCCUUAAUAACACCGUGGGACCAAAUUGUGCACAGUGUAAGGAUGGUUAUUAUGGUAAUCCAGAAAACAAUGGUAUAUGUUUUGAGAAAUGUCAUCCUCGUAAAGUAAUUACAAAUGCUAUUGAAGGUAGAUUUGGCAGCCCUGCCAUGUCCUCAGAAUCACAGGAUUGUCUUUGGUUGCUCACCAUCUACUCUGUAUUAGAUAUGCAGUCACUUCUAGGGCCCAUGCAAAGUACUGGAGCUUAUUUACAAUUAACUAUUCAUAAUGAUAUAAAUAUACCCUGUCCUCAUAAUCAUGUGUAUGUAUAUGAUGGUCUGCCGAAUUUUGUGGCUUCUGGUCAUCCCAAUGUUCAACUGGGAUCAUUUUGUGGUACAAACUUGAGCCACCCUAUUAUUGCCACCGCUUCAUCUGGAUAUUUGACAGUACAUUUCAAAAGAGGUGGCAUGCCUCAUGGUUUCAAUGCUUCAUACAUUCGAUUGACUCAGAAUCCACCAGGUGUAGAGAUUGACUGCUGUGUAGAAAGUAAUGAGAACUGUUCUGCCUGCAUUGAAAGCAGUUGCCCAAAUAACUGUUCUAGUGCUGUGAACCAAGGACACUGUGAUAAUGAUUACAAUAUCUGCUUGUGUGAAAGAGGUUUUGGUGGUGAUGACUGUUCUGUGAAGUUGAUGGUACAUCAUUUGUCAUGGCAUACUCUGUAUAACCAUCAAAAGGUGUCUCCUGACUACUCCACUCAAUUGCCUGUAGGAAGAAUUGGUCAUUCUUUGGUCACUGUCUCUGAUACCAAAGGAUCAGAGAAUCUUCUGUUGUUUGGUGGAUAUUCUUCUUCAGCCGGCUAUUUGAAUGACCUUUUCUUUUACAAUACAUCAAGCCAACACUGGAGAAAGAUUGUGACAGAGUAUAAUCCUCCUCCACGACAUUUGCAUGCUGCAGCCUCUCUAAAUGGCUCAAUGUACAUAUAUGGCGGAAUCGGCGAACGAGUUGGCAUUGCUGAACGUCUUCUUCUGGGUGAUUUCUGGGAAUUUACUGCAGAUCAAGAAUGGGUUCAGUUGCCAGAAAUAAUACUACCAUCAGGAUCUGUGGUUCUGGCUGGUUCUACUCUAACUCCUGUCACAGAUAACCGGCUGGUGUUGAUCGGUGGUUUUUCUCCUUCUUAUGGGUUUUUUGACAAAAUAAUGGAAUUUGACACAGAAAAUAAACAAUGGCUCAUCAUUAAUUGUACUGGAGCUCUGCCUCUUGGUAUCUAUGGGCAUACUAGUAUAUAUCAUGCAAGUACUGAAAGUAUUUACAUGUAUGGGGGAAUGUUUUAUAACUUGGACCAUGUUGCUCCUUCUCACUUCUUGUUUGCUUUUCACUACCCAUCCAGUCAGUGGUUUCGUUUGCCUCCUGAUAAAAAAGUCAACAAAUUGCAAACACGGCCCACUCCUCGUUACUUCCAUACUUCUGUUAUCACAGAUAAUUUCCUAAUGGUCUUAGGUGGACGAGGUUCUAAUGGAGAUGACACUGUUUUACCUUUUGCAUAUAUGUUUUCCUGCAAUUUAUGGAUUCCUCUCACAGAUGAAGCUAUUGAAGUAAUUAAUAAAUGGCCUGAGCCAACAGUGGGUGCAGCUGCCACCGUGGCCAAUGGAGACUUCUAUUUCUAUGGCGGAAUGGAAGGUCAGCUGCAUCGACUUACCAUGCCUGCCGAUAUCUGUCUACUCUUUUCUGCUAACCGUGUUGGAUGCAUGCAGCAAACAGGUUGUGCCUUCUGUUCCCUUUCAGGAAAUGGAGUUAAUCAAACAUUCUGCUUCUCUCAAGAUAAACACUCUCAAAGUCAGUGUUACAAUCCAAGGGAACAGUCAAAAUUUCUGCAAGCUGUUCACUGCAAUGCUGAAUGGAUUGAGAAGAGGGACUGCCAUCAAUACACCACAUGUACUGACUGUGUGACAUCCUGGCCAGCUUUUAAAACAGCCAGACAGGCCUGCCAGUGGUGUUCAAAUUGUCGCACCGGUCGUUGCGUGCCAGCAGGGGCUUCCUGCGAUGAUGAGAGCGACUGUAACAUUCCAAGAAAAGUGAUAAACGAGCCUGGUAUGUGUCCCGUUAGAUUUUGUGGGGGAACAGAUUGCAAAAAAUGUGCAGAUCUUCGCAUGUGUAUUUGGACACGACAAGUACUCCGCUCCAUUGGCUUUGGGCAUACAUUGAAUAAGAAGCCUAUCUACAACUGGGUAUGUGUAUUAAAGGAAAUUCAGUCAGCUCCUUCUUUUCUGAUUGAAUCCAUGCCUCCCCACAAAUGUCCAGUUGGGUGCACCCAACUUACUGAUUGUACAUCCUGUCUUCAGAGCCCAGGGGGAGAAGGAGGCUGGCGUCAGUGUGUCUGGAGUGAAACUCUGCAAAUGUGUAUGACCCCUAGUUUUGAACUUCUUGGAUGUGAAGAUGGUUCUUGUGGUUUAGUUGUUCGUGGCAAUGAAACUAUGUGCCCUGUGCCUUGUUGGCAACAUUUUCAAGCUUCCCAUUGUCUUGGUCAGGCCAACUGUGGAUGGUGUGCCUUCUCUGGACCCAAGGUUGAUGGGCGAGGCUUGUGUAUGGAUGGUGGCAUCAUGGGCCCAACUGGAGGAAUUUGUCGAGAAAACCAAAUUCUUCUUAAUGGCCUUCCUUUACCAACACAAACAGUCAAAUGGUUCCAGAUGUCCAAAGGCGCUCCCACCUGGUUUUAUCUAACAAAACCUCCUGAAAACGAGUGUAUGAAUGGGCAUGAUACAUGCGACAAAACUCACGAGGAAUGUGUGGACACUCCUGAAGGUUUUGAAUGUCAGUGUAAACCUGGAUACCAAAUGAAAGGAAAUCAUUGUGUGCCCACUUGCAAGCAGGGUUGUAUAAAUGGUACCUGUAUUCAGCCUAAUGUAUGUCAGUGCAACUUUGGUUUUGUUGGUCUGAAUUGUUCAGUCAUGUGCAAGUGCAAUGGCCAUAGCAAUUGUCCUGGACCUGAUGAAUUGGAAACAUGUACAGAAUGCAUAAACAAUACAUUUGGAAGUCAAUGCCAGAAAUGCAAGCCCAUGUUUGUUGGAAAUCCAGUCAAUGGAGGCACUUGUAUUUCCUGCAAUGAAUAUUGUCAUACUCACAGUGAUCUUUGUUUUGGUUUGGAUAUUGUCAAUAGCACAUCAAGCCAGUUUUUAAAUCAGUCUUAUAUAAAUGAGUUACGUGAGAAGCAAGUGGAAGGUCCCUUAGAGGAAGCAGUUUGCAUUGACUGCAAGAACAAUACUGAAGGCAAAAGAUGUGAUCAAUGUAUUGGUGGUUUCUUUAAGGCUGGAGAGAAACUGGAAGAUGGAUGCCGACCUUGUGAGUGUAAUGGCCACGGAGAUACUUGCAAUCCUCUGAAUGGAGAGAACUGCAACUGCCAGAACAACACAGAGAAUGACCGACAGUGUGUACAGAAAAAUAGUAAAAAUAUGUUGCACAUGACACCUUGCUGGCAACUGCAAUGUUCAAAAUGUGCAGAAUAUUUUCUGGGAUCCCCUUCAAAAGGCCACCAGUGUUAUCGUCACAUGUAUUUGGACAAAGAAUAUUGUUUUGACCCUACUACUCAAGGUGAAUGCAACAGGACCCCCAUACCUUUGCUUCGUGGACAAACCGUGUUUUUUGCCGUUCAGCCGAGAUACAUGAACGUGGACAUCCGCAUUGUGGUGGACAUCACCAAAGGUGGCAUCGAUUUCUUCCUAUCUGCCAAAGAAGACGCUUUCAUCGUAGACGUAGAGAAACCGACGGGGUUGCACCGUAUCUAUGUCGACGAGAAAUAUGGCAUCGACUUGAGCAACUACGAAAUCACUCCAGAAUUCUCUGCUUCCAUGAGGAGGAAGAAGCGAGAAAGUUUCCAGAAUGGCACUAUCAACCCCAGCGAGGCGACACCUCUGCAGAACUUGCGUCCAAAAAUCGGUGACGCCCAAGGCCUUACCACAUACAUCGAUGUCAAAAAGUGCGAAGACUUCUUACUCGUGAGAAAUCUUGAGAAUAGGUUAGUAGUCACCAUCCCUCAAGAGGUUCACGAUCUUAGAACAACGAGAUUUUACAUGAUCCUCCGCGGGGCCGAAGAGGAGACUUUCGGCAGCCUGUUCUUCAGGCAGGACCAAACUAGAAUCGACCUGUUUGUGUUCUUUUCCGUCUUUUUCUCAUGCUUUUUCCUGUUCUUGGCCGUAUGUGUGGUCGCCUGGAAGGUGAAGCAGGCCUUCGACCUGCGCCGCGCCAGACGGCUUCAUGCCGCCGAAAUGAAGCAUAUGGCCAGCCGUCCGUUCGGCCACAUUGUGGUGGUCAUCGACGACGAACCCGAUGAUUCGGACUUUUUCAUGUGUUCGCCCAGCAAUUACCGCAAAAAGCUGAAGUACAUGAAGGGCCAUGGCAGAGACUCUCCCAGGCAGCUGGAGGACAAGGUGAGUUUGAGGGCGCUGGCCGUCGAGCCCCUUUCCGAUGGAUUCGGGGCAGUUGCCACCAUUCUCGUCCAGUUCCCCGGCGGGGCGCACUCACUAGUUCGCAUGGCCCUCGCGUCCAGCCUCAUCGCAUCCCGCCACCACCUUGGCUACGGCCUGAGGGCCGCCAUGAGGAGGAGAACUAGCCACGCCAAUGUGUGAUUUCUAUCGAUGAAUCUCAUUUGUUUGUUUAGUAGGUUGUGUAUUAUAAUUUCUGUUUUAUUUUAAAAUCUGUACAUAAAUUUUAAUUUAUGUUUGUAAUAUAAUAAAUAUAUUGUUGAAUUCUAUGA
Molecule: messenger RNA, 8876 nt
Organism: Argiope bruennichi
Lineage: Eukaryota; Metazoa; Arthropoda; Arachnida; Araneae; Araneidae
Gene: Megf8
Product: multiple epidermal growth factor-like domains protein 8
Exons: 36
Coding region: 436-8748 (2770 amino acids)
Molecular function (GO): calcium ion binding; protein binding
Source: RefSeq, a predicted model, not a curated record